Arachis ipaensis is the source of this 1114-nucleotide messenger RNA. RefSeq names its product DUF1997 family protein, putative (DUF1997). The record is from RefSeq and is a predicted model, not a curated record. NCBI's taxonomy places the organism in Eukaryota, Viridiplantae, Streptophyta, Magnoliopsida, Fabales, Fabaceae.
CUAUGUAAGAUCUUGUGUACAUAACAAUCUCUGCGGCUCAUAUGUCAUAACACGUUUUAUUGCGCACUUUCUGGGUUGUGUCUCUGAUUGUGAAGAAGAUGAGAUAAGAAAUGAGAUUACGAUAUCAUGAAGUUUUAAGUGGCAUUUCCGCAAUUCCGCAAAUAUCACAUAAAAUAGAACUCAUCUCUUUCAAUCUUGUUCCUUGUUCGGAUUCCUCCAACUUCCUUAAUGGCAAAAGCUAUUCCGAUGUGUAACAAAUCGUGUGGAUAUCGCCAUCACUGCUUCAAACAUUCGCCUUCUUUUUCCAUCCCUAAAUUCAGUUACUGGGCUUCUAGGAAGAAAACUGUUAUCAAAGUAAUUGCAGAGGAUUCCUCUGGUUCAAAUGUAAAGAGAGCAAAUUUAUCAGCCGCGAAAUCGGAGAGAAUUAAGCUGCCUGAUUAUAAUGAUGGCGUUGGAGGUAAGAAAUACCACAUAAGCGAAUUUCUAAGGCAGCCUAGUGGUAUUGCGGCCGUGUUGAACACGAGGGCGUUGCAAACAUUUGAAUCUCUUGAUGCUAACACUUACAGGUGCUCACUACCUAAACUUCAAUUUUUGAACUUUGAAGCUGCUCCAAUGAUGGAUCUGCGCGUCACCCCAACAGAGGAAGAUUGCUUGGUUGAGAUGCUUUCCUGUAAGUUUGAGGGUUCUGAAGUUGUGGAAGAGCAAAACAACCACUUUUCAGCACUUAUGGUAAAUCAUAUGACAUGGGGAGGUGCUGAUGCUGAAUCAUUUUUAGAAGUUGAUGUUAAAUUGAAUCUCACACUUGAGAUUUAUACAAAACCAUUCACCAUGAUGCCUGUAUCAGCUGUGGAGCGUCCAGGAAAUUUUGUGGUUGAGUGCAGAAUGAUGCAAGCUUUGGUGGACAAACUCGUGCCACUGCUACUUCAGCAGAUGCUUCAAGAUUAUGAUGAAUGGGUUCAAAAGCAAUUGGGAAAUAUUACUUAAAAUCUGGAUUCUAGCUUAUAAAUUAUUUGUACUUUGUUUUAUCAUGGUCACAAAAGGUUCAUUUUAUUCAGGCUUGUAAAGAAUGACAACCACAUGCAAUCAAAUACAUGGAAUCUUCUCACGAGAAAUA